Molecule: messenger RNA, 5344 nt
Organism: Coregonus sp. 'balchen'
Lineage: Eukaryota; Metazoa; Chordata; Actinopteri; Salmoniformes; Salmonidae
Source: the annotation of a GenBank genome assembly
AUGAGAAGUAAUGUCCAAACCAACUCUGAAUCUGGCAACGCCACCAGUUGCACAGCUGCCCAGUCACUAUCCCCAGCCUCUGCUGUGCAAGAGGUGAUGUCUAAACCACCAGCCUACCAGGACAUGAUAUCGGCACCCACCCCCAACAGCACUUCCAUCUCCACCAGGUCUGCUGCACCCCAGAAAGGCAGCUUUGUGUUCCAGACAGAGGUGCUGUGAUUAAUUUUUUUAAAAUCCCCUGUACAGUUCCCUGCUUUGUUUCUGUAUAAUUUCAGUUUCUUGUUAUGAUGCAAGGCAAAUCUGUGUGUAAACUGACAAAAUACCAUCUUUAUCUUAGGUGGAGGAGGUGAGGAUGGAGUGCCGCAGCACCCCCACGGGGUUAAAUAUCCUCCACUCCCAUGAGACUUCUGAGCUGUGCACCACCCACCGUGUGUCUGGGACAGAUGAAGACUUGGUGCAGCUCUGUUCUUCCUCCUCCCUCCACCACCACAAGGCCUCACAGGAGGGGAUGGGUCUGGUUGGAGAGAAGGAGGAGCAGUGUCUCCAGCAAUCCUGCCCAGAUAUACUCCUAAUGGAUGGGUCGUCCUCUAGUGGCGGACCAGAGAACUUCCUUGAUCUUGAGGACUGCGACUCUGUUGUCGCGAAAACACUGACCGAACGACCAGGGAAUGCUGAAUCCGAUAUGGACUACAGAUUGGUGGUCCAAAGCCACAAAGCCGAUGGUCCUCAAUUGGCAAGGAACGACGGAGAACUGAGUGGGAACAGCUCCAAGAGUGUCCAUUUUAAGAUCCUCCACAUGCCCUUUGACAUGCAGUAUUUAGAAGAGCUGAGGAAGAUUGAGGCGUCUGUGUGGUCUGUGGAGUCUCUGGCGCCGUAUGUCCCCUCAGCAGAGUUUAUGAUCCAGCAGGGCCUGAUGGAGCCACACAAGGAGGCACUGAGCCCCGUGGUGGAAAAGGUCCCUGUCGCGGAGGAAGUCCCCAUGGUGGAGGAAGUCCCCACAGCAGAGGUCGUGGAGAAGGUCCCCACGGCAGAGGAGGUCUCCAUAGUGGAGGAAGUCCCCACGGCAGAGAGCACUAUGAAUGAAAAUGUAACAAUGGCAGAGAUGGUCCCUAAUGUGGUGGAGGUACCUGCAAUAUCCAGUCGUAACAAAACGGACAACACUCCCACAUCUCCAGAGACCAGUCAAAAGAGGGGUGCGGUGAGUGACCUUGAUCAUCAGGAUACCUCAUUUGGGGCGUUACCUACAUACCGUCCCUCAACUAGCUGGCUGGCCGACUUUGGCAACGUCUACUAUUACAGCAAGCUGCCUCCUAAUGUUGAGGAGCAGCGCAAGAUCCUCAGAUGCAGCCCACUUAAGCUGUCAAGCCCCAAAGGGAAACCUAACCAUGACCAAGAGCCUAAAGAUCCUCAUCGUGUUGCAGUCACUACAACUGCUCCACUCAGGCUAAAGGGAUGCAGACUGAGAGAAAAGGUGGACAGGAGGAGCUACUCUGACCAAGAGUGCUGUGCUAACCGGACCUUCAAUGGGAACACGGGGACCUCUGGUGGCCUCAAAAGGGAGCGCAUCUGUGCCAGAUGUUUGACAACAAAAUGCAGUGUGAACAAGAUACCUGGCAGUCCUGGGCCAGGCCUGGAUGCUCUGAUUGUAAAACGACAAGGGGUCCCCGUUCCACCAUGGGAGGAAUCUAUCCUAGCCCAGACUUGUGCAGCCUGCAAAUGCCUCCCACGGAGGCGGGUGACGAGGAAAGGUUCCGGGUCAGAUGUUCCCGGCGGACCACAUAAUGAAGAGACUGAGGGUGAGACCUCUGAGAACAGGUAAUGGUUGUGGCAUGGCACAUUCUUGCUUCGAACUUUGGAUUAUGCCUUGUACAGUAUGUCGAGCUUGGGACUAUAACGUUCUAUCUGCAUUUGUCAAUGUAGUUAUUGACAGCCUUGUUCUGUUCAAUGUUCCCUACAUAUCCAGUAUAGUACUCUAAAUACCCCAAUUAAAGUUGAAAAGAAUACUAGAUAAAAAUUUCUGACGCCAUUCAAACCAAUGUGGGCUUGGAACUUUAAAGCCAAUGAUCUCAAUCAUCGUUUUGCAGAUAGAACCUUAUAGUCCCAAGCUCUCAAUUAGUAUUUAGUCUGCUGCUGUUUUGACAAUGUUCCCGCUGUAAUAACAUACAAUGACUUGAAAUGUCCCCUUAAUGAAGUAUCAAUCUACCUAACAGUUCUUGUCGGGCAGGACCGGGGCCCAAACUGCGGGACCCAAGGAGGCCUGAGUCCUCCAUGAAGCGCUACUCUGAGGCAAGUACUGCACACUGUAUACUUGGCAAAUGACACCCUAUUUGCUAUAUAGUGUACUACUUUUGACCAGGGCCACGCUAUAUGUAUUUAAAGCUGCAAUAUGUAACUUUUUAGGUGACCUGACCAAAUUCCCAUAGAAAAGAGUUAUAGAUUUGUCAUUCUCAUUGAAAGCACGUCUAAGAGGUGGUAGAUGUGUUCUGUGCUAUUUCUAUGCUUACGUUAAGUUUAGUUCGUCUUUCACGUUCCGUUUUAUACACCAGUUUCAAACAGCUGAAAAUACCAUAUUUUUUAUUUAGCCGGUGCAAUGAUUCUCUACACUAUACUUGCUUGUUUUUGUCAAACUGAAUUUAUGCAAACUAUUAGAAUUUUAGCAACCAGGAAAUGGCCAGUGUCAUACUUGAGUAAAAAUAUUGUCAUACUUGAGUAAAAGUAAAGAUGCCUUAAUAGAAAAUGACUUGAGUAAAAGUGAAGUCACCCAGUAAAAUAGAGAAAGUCUAGAAGUGUUGGGUUUUAAAUAUACUUAAGUAUGAAAGUAUAUAAAUUUCACAUUCCUUAUACAGUGGGGGGAAAGGUAUUUAGUCAGCCACCAAUUGUGCAAGUUCUCCCACUUAAAAAGAUGAGAGGCCUGUAAUUUUCAUCAUAGGUACACGUCAACUAUGACAGACAAAUUGAGAAAAGAAAAUCCAGAAAAUCACAUUGUAGCAUUUUUUAUGAAUUUAUUUGCAAAUGAUGGUGGAAAAUAAGUAUUUGGUCACCUACAAACAAGCAAGAUUUCUGGCUCUCACAGAUCUGUAACUUCUUCUUUAAGAGGCUCCUCUGUCCUCCACUCAUUACCUGUAUUAAUGGCACCUGUUUGAACUUGUUAUCAGUAUAAAAGACACCUGUCCACAACCUCAAACAGUCACACUCCAAACUCCACUAUGGCCAAGACCAAAGAGCUGUCAAAGGACACCAGAAACAAAAUUGUAGACCUGCACCAGGCUGGGAAGACUGAAUCUGCAAUAGGUAAGCAGCUUGGUUUGAAGAAAUCAACUGUGGGAGCAAUGGAAGACAUACAAGACCACUGAUAAUCUCCCUCGAUCUGGGGCUCCACACAAGAUCUCACCCCGUGGGGUCAAAAUGAUCACAAGAACGGUGAGCAAAAAUCCCAGAACCACACGGGGGGACCUAGUGAAUGACCUGCAGAGAGCAGGGACCAAAGUAACAAAGCCUACCAUCAGUAACACACUACGCUGCCAGGGACUCAAAUCCUGCAGUGCCAGACGUGUCCCCCUGCUUAAGCCAGUACAUGUCCAGGCCCGUCUGAAGUUUGCUAGAGUGCAUUUGGAUGAUCCAGAAGAGGAUUGGGAGAAUGUCAUAUGGUCAGAUGAAACCAAAAUAUAACUUUUUGGUAAAAACUCAACUCGUCGUGUUUGGAGAACAAAGAAUGCUGAGUUGCAUCCAAAGAACACCAUACCUAUUGUGAAGCAUGGGGGUGGAAACAUCAUGCUUUGGGGCUGUUUUUCUGCAACGGGACCAGGACGACUGAUCCGUGUAAAGGAAAGAAUGAAUGGGGCCAUGUAUCGUGAGAUUUUGAGUGAAAACCUCCUUCCAUCAGCAAGGGCAUUGAAGAUGAAACGUGGCUGGGUCUUUCAACAUGACAAUGAUCCCAAACACACCGCCCGGGCAACGAAGGAGUGGCUUCGUAAGAAGCAUUUCAAGGUCCUGGAGUGGCCUAGCCAGUCUCCAGAUCUCAACCCCAUAGAAAAUCUUUGGAGGGAGUUGAAAGUCUGUGUUGCCCAGCGACAGCCCCAAAACAUCACUGCUCUAGAGGAGAUCUGCAUGGAGGAAUGGGCCAAAAUACCAGCAACAGUGUGUGAAAACCUUGUGAAGACUUACAGAAAACGUUUGACCUGUGUCAUUGCCAACAAAGGGUAUAUAACAAAGUAUUGAGAAACUUUUGUUAUUGACCAAAUACUUAUUUUCCACCAUAAUUUGCAAAUAAAUUCAUAAAAAAUCCUACAAUGUGAUUUUUCUCUCAUUUUGUCUGUCAUAGUUGACGUGUACCUAUGAUGAAAAUUACAGGCCUCUCAUCUUUUUAAGUGGGAGAACUUGGACAAUUGGUGGCUGACUAAAUACUUUUUUCCCCCACUGUAUUAAGCAAACCAGGCCGCACAAUCGUGUUUUUUAAAUUUACAGAUAGCCAGGGGCACACUAAACACUCUGACAUAAUUUACAAAUGAAGCAUUUGUGUUUAGUGAGUCCGGCAGAUCAGAGGCAGUAGGGAUGACCAUGGAUGUUCUCUUGAUAGGUGCAUGAAUUGGACCAAUUUCCUGUCAAAAUGUAAUGUGUACGUUUGGGUGUCAGGGAAAAUGUAUGGCGUAAAAAGUACAUUUUCUUUAGGAAUGUAGUAAAGUAAAAGUUGUCAAAUAUAAACCGUAAAGUACAGAGACCCUAAAAAACCAACUUCAGUAGUAUUUUUACUUAGGUACUUUACACCACUGGAAAUGGCAGAGCGAUUUCUGCGUAGUGCACCUUUUUUUUUUAAAUGGUCAAAUAUAUUCUCGAUCCAUCCAGAAGUGUCCCAUGGGUCCGCACUCAAAACUGAGGGAGAAGAACUGUUCGUGUGAAGAGCCCCAUCAUGGGCCCCCCGCUGCUGUGCGGGAGGGGCCACGACGCCAUCACCAUGGCAAUGUCAUUAGGGAGCGAAAUGAGGAGAACCUUGGUGUGUGCGUCUCCGUCCCACUUCAGGACAAAUGGAGAAACCAGAACCAAUGCUACCUCGCCGCACAGAAAUGGCAACAAGGUAAGCCCAAAGCAUUGUUUUGUAAUAAAGAUUUGUUAUUGAUGUAAUGCGUAAACCAGUUUUAGCCUGUAUUGUUCCAUAGAGCAUUUAAAAACAUUUGUCAGUUGCUAUGUUCAAUGUCAUUUGAACGUUUGAGUUGAAAUGUUCCUUUCUCUUCCUACAGAGAAGUUGUGGAGAGCGGCUUUGUCCAACCCUGACAACACUGAAAGUAAUAGUAGUAAGAAUGGACCCAGACACUUGAUUAAACAGAAGAAACACAUUUCACAAUCACAA